CUUGUAUAUCUAUGGUCUACACUAAAAAGAAAAAAAAGAUAAUAUUCAGUGUUGUCUUUGGUUAUGUGCCUUUAAAAUGUCAUUCUAGUUACCAAAAGAGCUUUUGUUUCAUUUGUGUUAAGCAUGGCCAAUGUCCGUUUGAAAAAAAUGAAAAAGAAUGAAAGCUCACGAGAAGAUUUGGAAAUCUGUUCGAAACAAGAACUGAUUGACAAGGUGUUGAAGCUUGAAGCCCAUGUUGCCCAGUUGAAGUGUGUGCUGGGUAAAAACGGCAGAGAAGAAUCACAGUCGGCCACCUCCAAGCAUAAACGUCCAUUUGAUUUCACAAAGUGCUCGCAGCGCCACGUGUUCCUGAAGCUGCUGUACCUGGGCUGGGACUACCGGGGCCUGGCCUGCCAGGAGGACUCCCAGCGCACCGUGGAGCACCACCUGUUCGCUGCCCUCGCCAAGACCUGCCUGGUGCGCAGCCGGGAGACCAGCAGCUACCAUCGCUGCGGCCGCACCGACAAGGGCGUCAGCGCCUUCUGCCAGGUGGUAUCGCUGGACGUGCGAAGCUGCCUGUCGGCCGCGGAGUUGGAGUCGAGCCCAGCGACCGUCCGAGGGGAGCUGCCGUACGCCAGAAUGCUGAACCGCGUGCUGCCCAAGGACAUCCGGGUGCUCGCUUGGUGCCCGGUGCCGGCCGGCGCCAGCGCCCGCUUCGACUGCAAGCUGAGGACCUACAAGUACUUCUUCCCUCGGGGGAACCUGGACAUCCAAGCAAUGAACACUGCUGCCCAGUGCGUGGUGGGGACUCACGACUUCAGGAACCUCUGCAAGAUGGAUGUGGCGAACGGGGUUGUGACGUUCACAAGACGUGUCUUAUCUGCCCAAGUGCAUGUGCGACAUAGUGAUUCACUGCAUUCAUCUUCUAAGAGUGGUUCUGGCUAUGACUUGUGUGAACUGACGCUUGUUGGUCAGGCGUUCUUGUGGCACCAGGUGCGUUGCAUCAUGGGUAUCCUGCUCUUGGUGGGGGAGGGGAAAGAGCAGCCAGAAAUCAUCAAACAGUUGCUGGACGUGGAGAACUAUCCUAGAAAGCCGCAGUACUGCCUUGCCAGCGACUUCCCACUCAACCUGUUCCACUGUGAGUUUGAACAUUCCGACUGGUGCGUGGACAGCCAGAACAUUGCAGAAGUCAUAACCACGCUGCAGUCAGUGUGGACCAACCUUUCUGUUAGGGCGACCAUGGUGCGAGCAAUGCUCACAGAGUGCGAGGCAAUGACAGAGGAUGGACCUAUUGCCAGCCAGAGCAGUAGCUUGCUGCAAGGGGUCAAAGCCAAGGUGUAUCAACCUUUGUUGCAGAGGCAAACAUGUGACAGCUUGGAGAGUCGAAUAAACCAUUAUGUCAAGAAACAAAAGUUGGAAAUUGUUGAAGAAAACAGUGAAAACAAAACAAGUGAAGUGAGGACUGCCACUUGACUAGCAGCUGUUUCUCGUGCAGUUGUUGAAGGAGUAAGAGAGAGACCAGUGGACUGUGAAGACGUACCUGAACACGACGCUGCCGAAACCCGGUCUAUCGAACAUACUGGCGGGUUCGUGAAGAAGAACUUCCUCACCAAAGCCACUGUCUGGGUUGUGCAGGAAUUCUGGCUCUGACACGGAGCGUGUCAGCUCUCCAUUCGUCUCAAAUACAUCUGCGAUCUUCCCACGCUUGCCUGCCCAACAGUAUCAGCAACAUAUAACUGCAGCCAUGGAACCAGGUGCAGUUCCAAGUAUGCAUCAAACUCAAUAUUUUUGUUAUCUGUGUUCAAUGGGUACGUGCAUUACUACACUUCAUUAUCUUUAUAUACCCUUUUAUUGUUUUCCUGUUUGUUAAGUUUUUUUUUUACAGUAAUCCUGUAAAAUUAUGUUGCUUUCAGUUAUUAAAAAAUUUUGGUACAAA
This is a messenger RNA of Bacillus rossius redtenbacheri, 1915 nucleotides long. Its product is annotated as tRNA pseudouridine(38/39) synthase. Gene Ontology annotation, cellular component: nucleus; cytoplasm. The coding region runs from base 124 to 1452 and encodes 442 amino acids. The record is from RefSeq and is a predicted model, not a curated record. NCBI's taxonomy places the organism in Eukaryota, Metazoa, Arthropoda, Insecta, Phasmatodea, Bacillidae. The transcript is spliced from 10 exons. Gene Ontology annotation, biological process: tRNA pseudouridine synthesis; mRNA pseudouridine synthesis. Gene Ontology annotation, molecular function: RNA binding; pseudouridine synthase activity.